Sesamum indicum (sesame) is the source of this 1279-nucleotide messenger RNA. Its product is annotated as inositol oxygenase 2. The record is from RefSeq and is a predicted model, not a curated record. NCBI's taxonomy places the organism in Eukaryota, Viridiplantae, Streptophyta, Magnoliopsida, Lamiales, Pedaliaceae. Gene Ontology annotation, molecular function: iron ion binding; inositol oxygenase activity. Gene Ontology annotation, biological process: inositol catabolic process. Gene Ontology annotation, cellular component: cytoplasm.
CAUUUCAUUCGGAUCAGAGCAUUGAGUGAAACGGCCUUUCUCUAUUAAAAAUCAAAUAAAAAGAAAAUAACAAGAAAUAAAAGAUAGUCGAGCUUUGUUUUCAUACUUUUAUGGUUUUUGCAGUCAAUUAUUUCAGUAUUACCUGCGAAUAUGUCUGUCCUCGUUGACAAACCCCAGCAAGCGGAAGAGCCCAAGAUGGAAUCAAAAGGAGUAUUCGAAGCUCCGCAAGUCAAUGCCUUCGGCCAAACAUUUAGGGACUACACUAAUGUCGAGAGCGAAAGGCAGAAGUCGGUCGAGGAAUUCUACCGGCAGAAUCAUAUUAACCAAACAGUAGACUUCGUGAAGAAGAUGAUAGAACAAUACAGCAAAUUGGACAAGACCGAAAUGAGCAUAUGGGAAUGCUGUGAGCUUUUGAACCAAGUCGUGGACGACAGUGAUCCUGAUUUGGAUGAACCCCAGAUUCAACACUUGCUCCAAAGUGCUGAGGCUGCCAGGAAAGACUAUCCUAAUGAAGAUUGGCUGCAUUUGACCGCCCUAAUUCAUGAUCUUGGGAAAGUGCUUUGUCUCCCUAGCUUUGGGCAGCUCCCUCAAUGGGCUGUCGUUGGUGAUACAUUUCCUGUCGGUUGUGCUUUCGAUGAAUCCAUUGUUCAUCAUAAGUAUUUCAAGGACAAUUCUGAUUUUAACAACCCUGCUUACAACACUAAGAAUGGGAUCUAUCAAGAAGGAUGUGGACUUGACAAGGUUCUCAUGUCAUGGGGCCACGACGAAUACAUGUACUUGGUGGCUAAGAAAAACGGAACAACUCUACCUUCAGCUGCAAUGUUCAUCAUCCGUUUCCACUCAUUUUAUCCUAUGCACAAGGCUGGAGCUUACACACACUUGAUGAAUGACGAGGAUAAGCAAAAUCUUGAAUGGCUGAAGAAAUUCAACAAGUAUGAUCUGUACAGUAAGAGCAAAGUUAGAAUUGAUGUUGAUAAAGUGAAACCAUACUAUAUCUCCCUCAUUGAGAAGUACUUUCCCGCAAAGCUCAAAUGGUAAAUUUCUCACAAAGUGGUGUGAAGUUAUAUAUAUUAGGUGAAGGACUGCUAACAUUUAGAUAUAGAGUGUAAAUAAAUGAACUACAACAUGAGAGUUCUUCUUUAAUGCUCUUAUUUCUUAGUUUGUUUGUUUUUUUUUACAGUCAUUUAUCUUUCUAGUUUUUGGAGGUUACGGCCUCAAGAUGCACUUAAUGUAUCUGAAUUUGUAUAUUGUUCAUAUAAAUAAAGUAAAUUUUGUCAGA